Messenger RNA from Colossoma macropomum (tambaqui), 2491 nucleotides. RefSeq lists its product as uncharacterized. NCBI's taxonomy places the organism in Eukaryota, Metazoa, Chordata, Actinopteri, Characiformes, Serrasalmidae. The record is from RefSeq and is a predicted model, not a curated record. Bases 356 to 1075 code for a protein of 239 amino acids. The transcript has 4 exons.
UCUCAACCGCAAAAGAAAGAAAUCUUUGAGUUGCUGCUCUUUUUCAAAACACUCCCACCCCUUCCAGUAGUUAACAGACAGAGGCACAGACUUUUCCCCAGCCAACCUCACACACUUCCCUGUUGGAGCAAGAGCAAUGGAGUUGGAGAAGCACUGACUGUUUGUGCUCUACCUCUCAGCCUUUGAAUGGCAACUUGAGGAUUUGAGCUUGUAAAAAUUUGGACCACACGGGACGCUUUACCUUGUCUUAGAAGCUGAAGGAUUUGGUCAGAAAAGAAGCUCAUUACAGGCUGAGGCAGUCUGCUGGCCUGCUGAUAUCAUCUGUCUACCACAGUGCAACCAUCAAUCAACAAGCAUGAGCAACAAAUUGCCCUGGUGGCAGGACGGGCGAGUGGCGCAUGGUGGAAGUUCAAAGGCCAACAUGAGGCAGCACUGGACUUUGGGUACAUUACUAUUCAUAGCCUCACUGAUGUCAGCCCACUGUCAGAGCGGUGAGGAAGGGGACUGGGGAUCAGGCAGCAUGCCAGAGGUCAUGUUCACCAAUGCGUCCAUUCCUAUUCCACAUGCAAUCAGGGAUGAUCCGGUCAGGCCUGACUGGACCAAGCCGCUUUUUCAGGCCAUUCCAGAGAUCGAAGUAGAUGGCUGCUCUGUCAACUUCCACACCAGCCAGGCUAUGUCCAGGCGAUUACGGGCGUACAGGGACGAAGUGGCUUAUCUGAAGGCUCUGCAGCAUGGGAACCAGGCAGUGGUGGAGAAUCUGGUCCAGUUUGUCGGAGCAGAGUUGGGGACCCAGCGCUAUCAGGAGAUUAUCCAAGAGAACAUUGCUGGAAUAAAGGAGGAUCAUGUUAGCUGUGAGGGAGUGGUGGAGAAAGCAGCAGAUGAGUUGGAGAACCAGCUGGAGGGAGACAUCUUACAAGCUCUGGCUGGAAUUCAGAAAAUCAAAGAAGAGUCUCUUGCCUUUGAACGGAUGCUGCGAGCCACGGCAGACAUCGCCAGCCGGCUGGAGAUUUCCUCACGGACCCUGCACACGGAGCUAACGGAGCAGCUCAGAAGGAGCAUGAGUGCUCCCAACUGAAAGCAUAUAACGGGAGGACUGCCAUUUCAGAGGAUAAAAAUCAGUCAUCACUGUUAUUUUAAAGUCCCCACACAUUCUUAAAAAUAAAGAUACCAGGGCUGGUUCCUUGAAGAACCUUUCAUGGAACCUAUCAGAUGUGUGAGUGUGUAGAAUGUUUUUUUAAAGUUAAAAGAACCUCCAAAGUAAAAGUUCUAUUCCAAUUAAAAGUUUUUACAACUGUAUAUUCAAAUCAGGAACAUCUUAGAACUUUUAUUUUGAAGAGUGUACUUGUUCAGACACAAAGGGCAUGAAGAGGCAAUUUAAUUUAAGUACUGUGCAAUAUUGAGAAUACUGUGCAUAUUUUUACACUAUGUUAAAAGCACUAGUUUUUGUCCAAGUAUUGCAUUUGUGAAUUCUCGUGCAUUUUUGUUUGAAAACUCUUGUCAGAAGAGUAACACUUAGCACAUUUUCUCUCCAAUUUCAGACAGAUAGCUCAAUGUUCUGGUCUGGCUGUCUUGGUGCUAGGGUGCAGAUGGAGAGCAGACAGCUAGGGCCCCUCACUCAGCACAGACACAUACAUUUUAUGAGAGGGAAAAGGGAAAUGGCCUUGAUGUCAUAGAAAAAUAAACGGAGCCUCGCCUGGAGGCCAAAACUGAAAGGAGGCCCAUCAUUAGCAAAUGAGCAUUGUUUAAUUCUUUUUUUAUUAACCAUAACAGAGUUAUAAACGAACAAUGUGUAAUUUAUGAGUUAUGCUGGGCAGCUGGGAAUGAGCCUUUUGUGGUAUGUGCAUGUCUUAAUAAGCGGAUGUCUUGCAGGGCAAUCUCACUUGCUUUUGGAUGGGAUUUAGCUCAUGAAGAAUAUGAAUAAAGUACUAAUUUAAUCAGUUCCGUUUCUACAGACUUUUUCAAAUGAACUAAUUAUGAAUACUCCCGAUGAAUGCACAAUAAUUACGAAGUUAAAAAUAGUUUUAAAUGUGCUUGUUUUUACCAUGACUUUGCACAUUAUUGCAUUGAGAUCAGGCAUAAAGCACAGUGUAUGAUGAAGAUGAUGUAACCCAGAACUCUCUGACUGUAGCCUCUUAUCACAUACAGUGUCACAAUAGUUCAGGGGAAAGGGAAAGUUCUAAAAUUUCAAGCUGAAACAUUCAAUAAUAUUUUUGGUAUAUUUUUGCAAAUAUUAGUUCAGUUGGCCUGCCCCCUGGCGGUGGUAUCUGGCAAUAGCAGGCCAAGAGAAAGGCCAUGUAUAUAAAUUUUAUUUUAUGAGGUUCGUAAUUUAUCCCUCCUCCCCGACCAACAAUAAAUAAAUAAAUAAAGAAGGAAUGAAAAACAUAGAUACUACUACUAAAAUUUAAUAAUAAUAAUAAUAAUAAUAAUAAUAAUAAUAAUAAUAAUAAUGUGAAACAACAACACAUUUUUGAGAUUUAUUUUUAUUACUUUA